This is a messenger RNA of Dibothriocephalus latus, 936 nucleotides long. The record is from the annotation of a GenBank genome assembly. NCBI's taxonomy places the organism in Eukaryota, Metazoa, Platyhelminthes, Cestoda, Diphyllobothriidea, Diphyllobothriidae.
AUGACGGCUGAGAAUAAACCAGAGCGUUUGCCACAGGAUUUUUCUCCUCGAAUAGGCGGUGAUGGUAUUAACUGCGUGGAGUUUUUGCCGUCUACCGAGCAAAGCAUGUUUGCCAUCGGAACGUCUGGUGGACGCGUCCGAUAUUAUGAGGUGCUAGACGGGGACUGCAAGUGCGUUUAUCAAAAAAGAUGGCAUAAAACUGUCCGGUGCCUGGAAUUUAAUAAGUAUGCACCAAAUCAUCUAAUAUCUGCGUCCGCUGAGGGCGGCAUGAAGGUUCACGACGUUAAAACGGGACAGAGGGUUGCUUACUUUCGCCCAAUGGAGGAUACACCUCCCUAUUCUUGCUUGCUUUCUGUUGCCGACCAUCGAUGGGCUUCAGGUGAUGACGGCGGUUCAGUUAAGGUAUGGGACGACCGCCAAAAGGGCGGGCUUUGUUGUACAAUGAAACCAGAUGCUACCGAAGACAGUGAACUGAUGGCCAUCAACGAUAUUGCAAUGGGCUCGGAUGCGCAGAGUACACUCCUAGCGGCAGUGGACAACGGAUGCCUGGUUGCUUACAAUGACAACAGGAAAGUGCUGGUGGGGACUGAUGAGGGUGUUGUUCUCACCUACAACUGGAACGAGUUUGGCAGUAUUUGCGACCGCUUUCCUGUUCGUACCAGUCGUACGCGUCUAAGUAGCAGUACUCUGGCAAAGACUGUGGAAAGUGGCCUGCCUUCUGUGGAGAAAUUUGCGAAAAUCAGCGAAGAUAUUGUUAUUAUUGGAACUGACGAUGGUGCUCUGAGCCUACGCUUCUGGUCUCUGGAGGGCAUUGAGUCGGAGGCAGCUCGCGAACUCGAUGCUCUCAAGGUACCCCUGAAGCGACGCUCCUCCCCUGCUCUGACCUCAACAAAGGCUUCCAAGUCCCGGGCCACAUCGCGGGGCAUGGAUCGGAAG